Messenger RNA from Eufriesea mexicana, 852 nucleotides. RefSeq lists its product as uncharacterized. Gene Ontology annotation, cellular component: plasma membrane. The record is from RefSeq and is a predicted model, not a curated record. Bases 1 to 852 code for a protein of 283 amino acids. Gene Ontology annotation, biological process: detection of chemical stimulus involved in sensory perception of smell; sensory perception of smell. Gene Ontology annotation, molecular function: odorant binding; olfactory receptor activity. NCBI's taxonomy places the organism in Eukaryota, Metazoa, Arthropoda, Insecta, Hymenoptera, Apidae. The transcript has 5 exons.
AUGACGUUCGAAAUGACUAGCUUUCCACAAAGUGCCAUGAGCGAAACAAUGACGACAGUUGGGUCGCAGAUGAUCAAAGGAUCAAAGAAUGACAGGGAUCUGUCCAUCAGUGUGACUACUUUCUACAUGAAAUACGUCGGCUAUUGGCUGGCGGCUAAUUAUGCCGAGAAACGUUGGAGCCACAUCGCCAUGUGCUAUACGAACUUCAUUAUCCUGUUCUCCAUGUGGACCGAGAUCAGAGCUUUGUUCUUCUGCUGGGACGAUUUGAAUGACAGAAUGUACGUCAUGUGCAACAUCGGAACUGUCGGUCUAGUGACAGUGAAACUCUUGGCUUUAUUAGUGUAUAUCGAGGAGCUGCACGAUCUGAUCAAUUACGCGCAAAAGAACUUUUGGCAAGGAAAUUAUGACUCAUACGAGCAGAAUAUCGUAAAUAAUUGUAAACGUACCUUCGUGUUCGUGUGCACCUUCACUUUCUUUGCUCAGGGAACAGCGAUUUCUUAUCCGUUAGGACCACUCGAAACUGAUCCACGUUCAAGACGCAUUAGUUUCUCAUUUCACAUAUCCGUUUGCAUGUGUCAAUUGCUAAUGUUCACAUACAGCUGCAACUGUUUGAUAAGGGACAGUAUGGACGUGUCCAACGCCGUGUAUAAAAGUGCGUGGUCCCUGUUACCAAUGGACAAGUAUGGAAAAAUGUUAAGAGGAGACUUGAUACUCGUUGCCAUGAGGUCUCAGACACCGUGUUGUUUGACGGCUAAUGGAUUCUUCAUAGUAUCUUUGGAAACAUAUACUAAUAUUCUGAGUACCGCGGUAUCAUACUUUACGUUGCUGAGGAACAGCACAGAGGUCACAUAA